AUGUGGGAUUAUACGGUCGACGAGACGCCAGCGAGGGUUCUGGGUAAUCCCGAGGUAGAAACCCAGUGGCGCCCAGAAAAUAACACGGAAACAUUAGAAACGACCAGAACUAUGGACACGAUAUUAACUAUUCCGCCGGUUUGCGACAUCGAGUCAGAUUGUGAGUUCUCGGGAAAAGAUAUUGAACAACCAGCGGUGUUCAUCCAGCGAGUUGAGAGACAUUUGCGCGAAAACCGAAUUCCAACGAAUAAAAUUGAGCCUGUCGUGCGGCGCGUGUUAGAGGGCGAAGCCCUGAGUUGGUUUAAGCGGAUUGAACGACCGGAAUUACCAUGGAAGAUCUUCAAGGCGCAAUUCCUCGCGAAGUAUGAUUCGUUGGCCACGCGGGCAAAUUUGAGAAAGCAGUUGUACGGGCGACCUCAGUUCCCGGAUGAAUCGGCUUAUAGCUUCACGAUGGAAAAGUGGGCACUAUUCCAACGGUUAGCGCCUGAAACGCCAACGCAAGAACGUACGUCUUUAAUAUUGGAGUUAUUAAGGCCGGCAACGCGAGUAAUUCUGCGAGGUCGGGUCUUCUCCAGCCUGGAGACCUUGCUAGAAGUCGUGGGUCAAAUGGAGGGCGAUUUACGAGAAGACCGCUCGCGGGGUCAACCGCGAUCUACGCCACCGGCACCACCGCCCAGAGAAGUACGCAGAGCGCAACCAGGAACGAGAGACUGUUAUAAUUGCGGGGGUGAUCACUUCGUUCGCGAUUGCCCACAACAGCGGCAAGGAAAUCUGAACGACGUAGAUGGGAUUAGCGCCGAGAGAUGUCCGAGGGUAAUGUUGGAUCUGGAGGGGCGCCGGUUAACUGCGCUAGUUGAUACGGGGGCGUCAGAAAAUUUUCUACGCACCAGCUGGCUUACGACAAAGGAGCGGCAAACUAUGUCGGUAGGUCGCAAUAACAUCCGGCUAGGGCGUAUUCAACUUAAUACGUGUAUCCAACAAGUUUUAACCCCAAUGAUGUUCACGGUAGUAGACGACCUACGCGAGGAGGUCGUGUUAGAAAAUCCGUGGCGGGAGGACUUUGCGCGAAUACUGCGGAAGCACGCGCGGACGUUUAGCGAGAUCCAGCGGCCGGCUACGACUUUGGCGGCACGGCAUAACAUUAUCUUGCGGGACGCGGUACCAGUGCGCAGUCCUACGUAUAGAUGCACGGAGGCGAGAAAACGGGCCAUUAAUGAAGAAGUCGCGGAAAUGUUGCGGUCAGGUAUCAUACGGAGAAGCGCGUCGGAUUACUCCAGCCCGGUGGUAAUGGUACCGAAGAAAGACGGGACUUCCCGGUUAUGUGUGGAUUAUCGCGGUUUGAACGCCAAGACGGUGGCGGAAGUGAGCCACCUUCCGCCCAUCCCCGAUACGCAUCGAGAGCUAGGUACAGCCCGCGUUUUUACCACUCUAGACCUGAAGAGUGGAUAUUGGCAGGUGCCUGUGGCCGAAGAGGCUAAGCGCUAUACGGCGUUCACCACUCCGGAUGGGGCGUCCUUCGAGUUUAACAUGAUGCCUUUCGGCCUCGCGGGAGCUCCUGGGACGUUCCAGAAGUUGAUGGUGGGCGUCCUCGAGGGUUACUUGCACCGGUUUGCCAAGGUUUACUUGGACGAUAUCGUAAUUUACUCCGAUAAUCUGGAGGACCACGCGAAACACCUGGACCUGGUGCUCGAGCGGUUGGGGAUGCACGAGUUGGUGUGUGCGCCAACCAAGUGCGUAAUAGCCGGUAGUCAAAUUGAAUACCUAGGACACGUAAUUACGGAAAAUGAGAAUGUACCGCAACAAAACACCUAG
Molecule: messenger RNA, 1812 nt
Organism: Anoplophora glabripennis (Asian longhorned beetle)
Lineage: Eukaryota; Metazoa; Arthropoda; Insecta; Coleoptera; Cerambycidae
Exons: 3
Coding region: 1-1812 (603 amino acids)
Biological process (GO): proteolysis
Molecular function (GO): aspartic-type endopeptidase activity
Source: RefSeq, a predicted model, not a curated record